This is a messenger RNA of Austrofundulus limnaeus, 790 nucleotides long. RefSeq names its product T-box transcription factor 19 (gene tbx19). Gene Ontology annotation, molecular function: RNA polymerase II cis-regulatory region sequence-specific DNA binding; DNA-binding transcription factor activity, RNA polymerase II-specific. Gene Ontology annotation, biological process: regulation of transcription by RNA polymerase II; positive regulation of DNA-templated transcription; heart morphogenesis. Gene Ontology annotation, cellular component: chromatin; nucleus. The record is from RefSeq and is a predicted model, not a curated record. Lineage: Eukaryota; Metazoa; Chordata; Actinopteri; Cyprinodontiformes; Rivulidae.
GUGGAGGGCCUACAGGAAGACGGGGAGUCUGGUCCCGCGGCCUCAGCCGACCACGGUCCUGGUGGGAUGGUCUGCAGCCUCGGGUCCUCAGAGCUCUCCGUGUCGCGGCUGCUGAGCGCCGUGGAGAGCGAGCUGCAGGCUGGCCGCGAGAAGGGCGACCCCACGGAGCGGGAGCUGAAAGUGGCACUGGAGGACGCCGACCUGUGGAGGAAGUUCCAACACAUCACCAAUGAGAUGAUCGUCACCAAGAACGGACGCCGGAUGUUCCCGGUCCUGAAGGUGAGCGUCUCCGGUCUGGAUCCCAGCUCCAUGUACUCCUUCCUGCUGGACUUCGUUCCAGCCGACAGCUGCCGCUGGAAGUUUGUGAACGGGGAGUGGGUGGCGGCCGGCCGGGCGGAGGGCCGUGGUGAGGGGCGGGGCCAUGGCGGGAUCUACAUCCACCCUGACUCUCCGAACUUUGGGGCCCACUGGAUGAAAGCCCCCGUGAGCUUCAAUAAAGUCAAACUAACCAACAAGGUGAACGGAGGAGGACAGAUUAUGUUGAACUCUCUCCAUAAAUAUGAGCCUCAGCUGCACAUCGUCUGCGUGGGCUCACRUCAUCGUUUGGUUUCCAACGUUUCCUUUAAAGAAACUCAGUUUAUUGCUGUCACCGCCUACCAGAACGAAGAGAUUACAGCCCUGAAGAUCAAAUACAACCCAUUUGCUAAAGCCUUCCUGGAUGCUAAAGAAAGGAAUCCAGCAGCUCGGAGUUUACCCGAGUCUCCGGAGAACAGAGUGGCUCUCCAGCCCU